UCAAGUGCACGUUUCUUGUGUCUCGUAGGUUAUGUUAUCAUUAACAAGACAAAAAUACAUCUUGUGAUUAUUAUUUCUACGGAUUACUAACAUUGGCUCAAGUAUAUUUAACUGGUUUUCAGAAUUUUUGUUAAACCACUUCUUUAACCAAAAAGUCAUAAUGACUGAUUUUAUUGUCAAUGACAGCGAGUCGGAUUUAGAUUCAGAUGAAGAGUUACAAGAAGCAUUCGCGAAGGGUCUAAUAAAACCGGGUCUCAACGAAGAAAUAGAAAAGAUUGAAAAGAAAUACACUAAUAACGUUGCGGACUUAAAAGUCAAGUUAACCGAGAUAAAAUUAAAUCUGCCAUGGGUGGAGAAGCUGGAUCUGGUUACAACAAUCGCGCCUCUGGCUCCAGACGUUGCGUUACAAAUGCAAGAAACAGCACAGAGAAGGAAGAAUCUGAAAGAAAAUAGUAAGGGUAAUAUUCAGUAUGAUCCUACUCAAGAUCCAGUAUUGAAUGAGUUUAAGCGUGAGAAUUUAAUCCAUCGACAGGCACAAGCUGCUGUAGUAGAAGGACUUAAAAAGCUCAAAGAACUUGGUAUUGCCACUAGAAGACCUGAUGAUUAUUUUGCUGAAAUGGCUAAGACAGAUGAGCACAUGCAGAAAGUACGUAAGAAUUUGAUGGCCAAGCAAGCAGCACAGUCGCGCGUCGAGAAAGUUCGACAAUUAAGAGAACAGAAGAAGAUUGCUAAGAGAGUACAGAUUGACACGAAAUUGAAACAAGCUGCUGAAAAGAAGCAGAUGUUGGAACAAUUGAAACGUGUGAGGAAAGGAAAAGCCUCAGAUUUAGACUUUUUGGACGACAAAAAAGGCAAAAAUAGCAAAGGAAAAGGAGUCCAGGAUAAAAUAUCCAAGAAAAGGGAUCUCAAAAACAAAAAGUUUGGUUUCGGUGGUAAAAAGAAAGGGUCCAAAUUGAAUACAAGAGAAUCUACUCACAAUAUGGACGGUUUUAACAACGCCUCCAAAAAAUCGGUUAAUUUCAAAAAUAAAACUUUCAAUACGAAGAAGAAAAACCAAAGGCCAGGCAAAUCUAAACGAAAAAAUAAGCGAUAGUGACAAUAUAUUUUAAGUCUAUUUUUAAUAAAUCAUAUAAGUGAA
Molecule: messenger RNA, 1138 nt
Organism: Bombyx mandarina (wild silkworm)
Lineage: Eukaryota; Metazoa; Arthropoda; Insecta; Lepidoptera; Bombycidae
Product: putative rRNA-processing protein EBP2 homolog
Biological process (GO): rRNA processing; ribosomal large subunit biogenesis
Cellular component (GO): nuclear periphery; nucleolus; preribosome, large subunit precursor
Source: RefSeq, a predicted model, not a curated record